Molecule: messenger RNA, 1743 nt
Organism: Phytophthora sojae
Lineage: Eukaryota; Oomycota; Peronosporomycetes; Peronosporales; Peronosporaceae
Exons: 18
Coding region: 1-1743 (580 amino acids)
Source: RefSeq, a predicted model, not a curated record
AUGGAGGCCUUUCCGAGGAUUUCCGCCGGCCGUCUUGCUAUCGCCAGGGCCGGAAACCGCCCUACGGGCGCUACGGUCGGCGGCCGACAGGAGGGAGACAUGGAGGGAGACAUGGAGGCCUUUCCGAGGAUUUCCGCCGAGCAGCGCAACCCGGAGUUGCCGCCUCCGAGGCCGUCUCGCUAUCGCCAGGGCCGGAAACCGCAGUACGGGCGCUACGGUCACCAGCCGACAGGAGGGAGACAUGGAGGCCAUUCCGAGGAUUUCCGCCGGGCCGGAAACCGCAGUACGGGCGCUACGGUCACCAGCCGACAGGAGGGAGACAUGGAGGCCAUUCCGAGGAUUUCCGCCGGCCGUCUUGCUAUCGCCAGGGCCAGAAACCACGGUACGGGCGCUACGGUCGGCAGCCGACAGGAGGGAGACAUGGAGGCCUUUCCGAGGAUUUCCGCCGAGCAGCGCAACCCGGAGUUGCCGCCUCCGAGGCCGUCUCGCUAUCGCCAGGGCCGGAAACCGCAGUACGGGCGCUACGGUCACCAGCCGACAGGAGGGAGACAUGGAGGCCAUUCCGAGGAUUUCCGCCGGGCCGGAAACCGCAGUACGGGCGCUACGGUCACCAGCCGACAGGAGGGAGACAUGGAGGCCAUUCCGAGGAUUUCCGCCGGCCGUCUUGCUAUCGCCAGGGCCAGAAACCACGGUACGGGCGCUACGGUCGGCAGCCGACAGGAGGGAGACAUGGAGGCCUUUCCGAGGAUUUCCGCCGGCCGUCUCGCUAUCGCCAGGGCCAGAAACCACGGUACGGGCGCUACGGUCGGCAGCCGACAGGAGGGAGACAUGGAGGCCUUUCCGAGGAUUUCCGCCGGCCGUCUUGCUAUCGCCAGGGCCAGAAACCACGGUACGGGCGCUACGGUCGGCGGCCGCCAGGAGGGAAACAUGGAGGGAGACAUGGAGGCCUUUCCGAGGAUUUCCGCCGGCCGGCUUGCUAUCGCCAGGGCCGGAAACCGCCCUACGGGCGCUACGGUCGGCAGCCGACAGGAGGGAGACAUGGAGGCCUUUCCGAGGAUUUCCGCCGGCCGUCUUGCUAUCGCCAGGGCCGGAAACCGCCCUACGGGCGCUACGGUCGGCGGCCGACAGGAGGGAGACAUGGAGGGAGACAUGGAGGCCAUUCCGAGGAUUUCCGCCGGCCGUCUCGCUAUCGCCAGGGCCGGAAACCGCGGUACGGGCGCUACGGUCACCAGCCGACAGGAGGGAGACAUGGAGGCCUAUCCGAGGAUUUCCGCCGAGCAGCGCAACCCGGAGUUGCCGCCUCCUAGCCCGGCUUGCUAUCGCCAGGGCCAGAAACCGCCCUACGGGCGCCACGGUCACCAGCCGACAGGAGGGAGACAUGGAGGCCUUUCCGAGGAUUUCCGCCGGGCCGGAAACCGCGGUACGGGCGCUACGGUCGGCGGCCGACAGGAGGGAGACAUGGAGGGAGACAUGGAGGCCAUUCCGAGGAUUUCCGCCGGCCGUCUCGCUAUCGCCAGGGCCGGAAACCGCGGUACGGGCGCUACGGUCACCAGCCGACAGGAGGGAGACAUGGAGGCCUAUCCGAGGAUUUCCGCCGGUGGGGCCGGAAACCGCGGUACGGGCGCUACGGUCGGCGGGCGACAGGAGGGAGACAUGGAGGGAGACAUGGAGGCCUUUCCGAGGAUUUCCGCCGCACACUCGCCGUUGGGGAGGCAAGCAGUGCUUGCGUUGGGCAGCCUGUAG